Molecule: messenger RNA, 3538 nt
Organism: Aplysia californica (California sea hare)
Lineage: Eukaryota; Metazoa; Mollusca; Gastropoda; Aplysiida; Aplysiidae
Product: golgin subfamily A member 6-like protein 22
Exons: 5
Coding region: 128-2353 (741 amino acids)
Cellular component (GO): cytoplasm
Source: RefSeq, a predicted model, not a curated record
UGCACAUACAGCAGAAAUCUGUGGAAACUUCCUUAUCGGGAAGAACGUCUUCCAGACUGAUAUCAAGUCCAAACUUUCGUUUUCACUAGUUUUGGAAGCUCAAGGGUGCUUUCGAACCUUCUCAACAAUGAGUCUCAAGGUCUACUUAAGUAAUGCAACUGUCAGCAGUGAGAUUCGAAAGAAACAGCAGCAUGUGAAAGAUAUCUUGAGCUCAUUAAAAAUAGAUCAUGAAAUCGUUGACGUCCUUGACCCUCGCAAUGAUGAGGCAUUGAAGUUCAUGCACGCUCACAGCAAGCCCAAGAAAGCCAAUCAGAAGGCCCAGCCCCCUCAGAUCUUCAAUGGAGACGAUUACUGUGGGGAUUAUGAGAAGUUUCAAGAGUCACUUGAAUGGGACCAACUUUACGAAUUCCUGAAGCUUGAAAAUCCAGACAAAACCUCAAAGGCUCAAGUAGUGAUAACAGGGGAGGAAGAGGAAGAAGGCAAGGAGAAGGAAGAUCAGCCUGAAAAGGAGGAAGGAAAGGAUGAGCCAGACAAGGCUGCAGAAGAAGAGGAAGAGGGUAAAGGAGAAGGUGAGGAGAAAGAGAAAAAGAAGGAUAAGGAGGAAGAGAAAAAGAAGGACGAGGAAAAAGAAGAGGGGAAAAAGGAUGACCCGGCUGCUGCUUUUAAAAACAGGUUCAAGAAAGCCUAUGAUGAUGACGAGGAAGAGGGGCUUGAUCUGAGCGCUUUUGAGGAGAAAGAAGAGGAGAAGAAAGAAGAGGAAAAAGAGGAGGAAAAGAAAGAGGAUCCUGCUGCCGCGUUUAAGAACCGUUUCAAGAAAGCUUAUGAUGAUGAUGAGGAAGAGGGCUUUGAUUUAAGUGAGAUUGAGGAAAAGAAGGAAGAAGAAAAGAAAGAGGAAGAAAAAGAGGAAAAGAAAGAUGAUCCUGCUGCAGCAUUCAAAAAUCGUUUUAAGAAAGCUUAUGAUGAUGAUGAAGAAGAGGGUCUUGAUUUAAGUGCAUUUGAAGAAAAAGAAGAGGAAAAGAAAGAAGAAGAGAAGGAAGAAAAGAAGGAAGAGGAAAAGAAAGAUGAUCCUGCUUCAGCAUUCAAAAAUCGUUUUAAGAAAGCGUACGAUGAUGAAGAAGAGGGUCUUGAUUUAAGUGCUUUUGAAGAAAAAGAAGAGGAGAAAAAAGAAGACAAGGAGGAAGAGAAAGAGGAGGAAAAGACAGAAGAGAAAGAAGAAAAGAAAGAAGAGAAAGAGGAAAAGAAAGAAGUGAAAGAGGAAAAGAAGGAUGAUCUAGCUGGUGCAUUUAAGAAUCGAUUUAAGAAAGCAUAUGAUGAGGAGGAAGAAGGUUUGGAUUUAAGUGAGUUUGAAGAAAAAGAUGACAAGAAGGAAGGUGAUGAAAAGGAGGCAGAGGACAAAGGUGAGGAGAAAGAGGAUAAGAAAGAAGCGGCUGAUGCUGAUAAGGAAAAUGAAGAGGAGACGUCGAAGGAUGAGGAAAAGGUUGCUGAUAGUAAGAAAGAAGAGGAGAAAGAUGAGCCCAAAAAAGAUGACCCUGCUUCUGCUUUCAAAAGCCGUUUCAAGAAGCCCUAUGAUGACGAUGAAGAAGAAUUGGACCUUGGGGAGAGCAAGGAGGAAGCAAAAGAUGACGAACCAAAGGAGUCAGAGGAGGACAAGAAAGCGGAGGUGAAAGAUGAGGCUAAAGAGGAGCCCAAAGAGGAGAAAGAAGAAGAAAAACCAAAAGAGGAAGAGAAACCAAAAGAAGAAGAGACACCAAAAGAGGAAGAGAAACCAAAAGAAGAGGAGGAGGAAGAAAAACCAAAAGAGAAAGAGGCACCAAAAGAGGAAGAGAAACCAAAAGAAGAAGAGACACCAAAAGAGGAAGAGAAACCAAAAGAAGAAAAAGAGGAAGAAAAACCAAAAGAAGAAAAAGAGGAAGAAAAACCAAAAGAAGAAAAGGAGGAAGAAAAACCAAAAGAAGAAAAGGAGGAAGACAAACCAAAGGCUGAAGAAGAAGAUGCAGCAUCGAGUUUUACGAGAUUUCGAAGGAGGAAUCAGGACGAGGAGGAGACCCCUCUGUUUGAUGAUGACGCGACACCCAAGAAGAAAAGCGAAGAAAAGAAGGAAGAAGAAGAAGAGAAACCCGCGGCCGCUCCCGCAGCAGAAGAGCCAGAGGAAGACGAGAGAGAGGCGAGACGUCGCAGACGCCGGGAGGAGAGGGAGAGAGAGGCCGCGAAGGAAAGCACGGAGACGGACGACAGAGAGGAGAGGAGGAGGAGGCGGAGAGAGGAGCGAGAGGCUGCGGCAGCCAGCACGACUGACGACAGCGAGGACCGGGCAGCAAGGAGAGCUCGCCGCCGUAGAGGAGGGGAUGAGUAGAGAGGGAGCCACCUCCCACGAGGUAACGGAUUGGCGUGUGCGGCAUGGGCAGAUGACUGCGCGGCUUUUUGCAGUGGUUUCCCCCCCGCCCCCCCUGGCAUGGUGGUGCAUUUCUCAUCCUUCAUUAUAAUAAGUUCCUUUAUGAUUUGCAGCCUUUUGUAACAUCAUGGAUUGUUUUGUUUUGGUUUGAUUCGAUUGUUUUUUUUCCCAUUAACCAGACUUUUUUCUUAUUUCCAGGAUAGAUCGAGAAUUUCUUGAGUUUGUCAUGACAGCGCAUACGUUUUCAUUUAUGUUUUUUUAUAUUUUUAUAGAGUGUUCAUUUCAUCAUGUUUGGUUUUUCAACUUUUUUGUUUCGUUUGCCGAACUGACAACAGUUUUGUUUAUGUUAUUUUUUUUUUUAACCCUGUAUGAAGGAAUGAAUGGCCAGUUGAGAAAUGAAUGCACUUACUAAUGUUGAUCAAGCAGACUUGCAUGAGAUUUUGCCAGUGGCUUUCAACAAGAUGCUGGGCCACCACUUGACAGAUGUUAAUAUUGAUAUAUAAUAUUAUAUCGAUGCCAUCACCAGCACCACUACUUUACUCGUCUUGUGUCCUUUCAUUUCCCGUCUCUUCAAAGUAACCAGAGUGUACUUAUUAUGGUGUUUAAUACUAUUCUAUCAUUUUUUUUAGUAUGUACGUGUCAUCUUUUAGAAUGAUGUGGUGUAUUUAUUUGUCAUGUAUUGCUGGGGUUUUUGGGUUGAUUUUUUGGGAAUUUUUUUUUUAGUUGGGGGGGGGGGGGGGGGUAAGGAAUGGGGGAUUUUGCCAGCAUCUAGUUUCCUUAAUUUUUGUAAGGUGAUCAUUAAAUCAUUUACGUAUAUUACCAGCAGCUAUAAACCAUCAUCGUAGAAGAUUGUUCAGAGUUUAUGAAAAUUAGAUGCUUGCGAAACGCUGGGUUCCUGUUUGCAAAAACCGUUACACUUGUGUAAAGAAAUUGUGUUACUACCGUAUGUCAUCUUUUACAGCCAGGUUCGUUGAGUCAGCCAGAAUAAUAAUGUCACUUGUUUGCCUGCCUGCCUGAUUGGCAAUGACUUGCGCCCGGUUAGGCAAAAACCUGCCAAUGUAAUGUAGAGUUUGCACGUGGGUGGUUGGCGGGUGGUGUUUAGUGUGGUUUGCUACUUCUUUCCUAUCAAACAUCUAUCGCCCUAAU